This is a messenger RNA of Salvelinus fontinalis (brook trout), 816 nucleotides long. Its product is annotated as zinc finger protein 239-like. Bases 1 to 816 code for a protein of 271 amino acids. The transcript is spliced from 3 exons. NCBI's taxonomy places the organism in Eukaryota, Metazoa, Chordata, Actinopteri, Salmoniformes, Salmonidae. Gene Ontology annotation, molecular function: RNA polymerase II cis-regulatory region sequence-specific DNA binding; DNA-binding transcription factor activity. Gene Ontology annotation, biological process: regulation of transcription by RNA polymerase II. The record is from RefSeq and is a predicted model, not a curated record.
AUGAAGGAGCACCUUGCCGUAAGCAAGCCGGCGAAUCUGAAACGGCACGAGAGAAUACACACAGGGGAGAAGCUUUACCACUGCUCCCAGUGCGGAAAGAGUUUUAACGAUUUAGGGAACCUGAAAAAACAUGAGAGAAUACACACAGGGGAGAAGCCUUACCACUGCUCCCAGUGCGGAAAGCGUUUUAACGAUUUAGGGAACCUGAAAAAACAUGAGAGAAUACACACAGUUGAGAAGCCUUACCACUGCUCCCAGUGUGGAAAGGGUGUCAGCCAGUCGGCGAAUCUGAAACGGCAUGAGAGAAUACACACAGGGGAGAAGCCUUACCACUGCUCCCAGUGUGUAAAGAGUUAUAACCAUUUAAGGAGCUUGAAAGUUCAUGAGAUAAUACACACAAGGGAGAAGCCUUACCACUGCUCCCAGUGUGGAAAGGGUUUCAACCGGCCUGGGGAUCUGAAACGGCACGAGAGAAUACACACAGGGGAGAAGCCUUACCACUGCUCCCAGUGCGGAAAGAGUUUCACCCAGCCGGGGGACCUGAAACGGCAUGAGAGAAUACACACAGGGGAGAAUCCUUACCACUGCUCACAGUGUGGAAAGUUUUUCAGCCGUUAUAACCAUUUAAAGAACUUGAAAGUUCAUGAGAUAAUACACACAGGGGGGAAGCCUUACCACUGCUCCCAGUGUGGAAAGGGUUUCAACUGGCCUGCGGAUCUGAAACUGCAUGAGAGAAUACACACAGGGGAGAAGCCUUACCACUGCUCCAAAUGUGGAAAUGAGUUUCACCCAGCCGGGGGAGCUGAAACGGCAUGA